Molecule: messenger RNA, 2361 nt
Organism: Triplophysa dalaica
Lineage: Eukaryota; Metazoa; Chordata; Actinopteri; Cypriniformes; Nemacheilidae
Gene: khdrbs1a
Product: KH domain containing, RNA binding, signal transduction associated 1a
Exons: 9
Coding region: 156-1274 (372 amino acids)
Biological process (GO): regulation of alternative mRNA splicing, via spliceosome
Cellular component (GO): nucleus
Molecular function (GO): mRNA binding; poly(A) binding
Source: RefSeq, a predicted model, not a curated record
CGUCACUUCCGUCUCUCUGAACAUCCGCCGUGUUCUUUGUUGGGAGAAAGAAACGCUUCAACACGCGUCUCCGCUUCCAUUUUCUCACACAUCCAACUGCUUGAUUAAUUUCUCGGUGCUAAUUUGUCAUUAAAUCUUUGUGAACCUGACCAACAAUGGAAGACAAGAAAGCCAAUGGCGACGGUAAAUAUCUGCCAGAGUUAUUGGCGGAGAAAGACAGCCUGGACUCCUCGUUCACCCACGCCAUGAAACUGCUUGGCGCAGAGAUCGAGAGGGUUCAAAAAGGCGAACCAAAGAAAGAGGCUGGAGAGACGUAUCUAGAUCUGUUCACCGCCAAGAAUGUCCGUGUAAAGGAGCGAGUGCUCAUUCCUGUCAAGCAGUACCCACGGUUUAAUUUUGUAGGCAAGAUUCUGGGGCCCCAGGGAAGCACAAUUAAACGUCUGCAAGAAGACACGGGGGCCAAGAUUUCAGUGCUGGGAAAAGGAUCCAUGAGAGAUAAGAACAAGGAAGAGGAGCUGAGAAAGGGCGGAGAUCCAAAAUAUGCCCACUUGUCCAUGGAGCUGCAUGUUUACGUUGAGGUUUUUGCCCCCAUUCCUGAUUGUUAUCUGCGCAUGGCACACGCUAUGGAUGAGGUCAAGAAAUUCCUGAUGCCUGUGGAUAACAUUGAUGAGAUGCACCAGGAUCCCUACAUGGAUCCAGGGUAUCUGAAUGGAUCUCAGGAUGUUCCCGGUCAUGCCAGAGGAGCCCCCCCAGGCAGGGGGCGUGGUGGACCACCACACCCUAGGGGACGCGGUAUGCCCCCUCGUGGCGGAGGACCCCCUGGCGGAGCUCCAAGAGGAGGUCCAGGACGAGGAGCUUCAUCGAGGGGGGGCUCUGCACAACGUGGUGGUCAUCCAUCCGCCGGACCAACCAGGGGAGGAGCAUCCGCCCGGUCGAGACCGCCAUCAUCUGCUCAGAGAAUGACACCUGCACCUGCUCUGUCCCACCAACAGCAGCAUCAUCAACACCCACAGAAACCCGAAGGCUACCCUGAAUACGCCUAUGACGAACCGUACCCAGAGGCAUCUUACGAGGGAUAUGAUGGCUACUACAGCCAGCCUGCUUCUCAGCCAGACACAGAAUACUAUGAUUACGGUCACGGAGAGGCACCAGAGACUUACGAGUCCUAUGCUGAAGAUGAUUGGGAAAACAGUGCUUGGAGUGGUAGUGGUGGAAAGGCAGCAGCAUCCCGCCAGACUAAAUCUUACCGGGAACACCCAUACGGCAGAUACUGAAUGCUGCUCGUCACUGUGGUUGCCUGGGCAACCUCCUCCUCUUCUAACCCCCUGUAACCAUCAAAAAAGUAAUUCUAGUUGUUUUUGUCUGUAUACAGUUUUAGUUCACAUGCGUUUGGUUACUUUUAUAUAGAAUGCUAAACAAUAAUUUUUAGGUUUGUGCCGUGGUUAAAUUCUCUUUACCUUUGUUUUUCUCAUUGUUUUUUUAAAAAAAUGUUUGCUCGCUGAAAAAUGGAUAAUCGAAUGCUAGAUAAUUAGCUGAUUACCACAUGAUAAAAAUGAUUUGCUUUAAAAAAAUAAAAACUGCCUGGCAAUGUUAGCUUGCUUAGAUUUGUUUCGAACACUAUUUUUGUUACGGCAAAACAAAAAACACUUAGAUCCGGAUGCAUAAAAAUACUAGUUCCUGUACAAACCAACCUGGUUACAAAUUUCAUGAAAAAUCUCUGGUUUAAAGCUUACAUUUUCUUUAUAAUCAGUCCAAUGGUCAUUUUCCAAAACCUUUUAAAAUGUCAAUUAUUUUCCAUAUGAGAUAGUUAGUUGUCUUUACAGGAGCAAAACCAGCUGUGCUUUUUCGUUUUACGUUGAGUCAAGUAAAAGUACUGGCCACUCAAAGCUUUGUGCAUACUCUAUCCGAAUAUUAGAAAGUUUUUGUUUUGUUUAUAACUUGGCUGUUAAAAUAUUAGAAUAUUUGUGUGCAUUGCCUAACUAGGGACCUAAACAUGUCAAAAAAUGUUUCCCUAUCCAUGUCAAUAAAGCAUCGUUUUCUUUUACAGCCUUUAAAACGUUGUAUUUGACUUUUGUUAUUAUCAAAACUGAAAACUGCAUGAAAAUUCUGCAAAACAAAGUUUUACUGCCCUCAUGCAUAACUGUUCAUCAUGCAAAAUAUAUUGUGUAUAAACCGUUGCUAAAUAGUACAGUGAGGAUUAUUUGUAAUCUGUUAGAAGUCACACAAUGACGUCUUGUACAGGAACAAUUGACAUCAAAAUCGAGAUAAAGGUUUUAUUUGUUACGUUUGUCUCCAAAUAUGCAAAAUUUCUCUGCAAUAUAUGAUCUGCAACAAACUUAAAGGGGUCAUAUCAUUAAAGUU